Messenger RNA from Dicrocoelium dendriticum, 1989 nucleotides. NCBI's taxonomy places the organism in Eukaryota, Metazoa, Platyhelminthes, Trematoda, Plagiorchiida, Dicrocoeliidae. The record is from the annotation of a GenBank genome assembly.
AUGCAGUUCUCCUAUGAAGAGCAGUACCGUUCAUUCCUGGAGGAUCUUUGGUGUGAGUCGGACCCAGACGGGGUGUUCGGUGAGUUGGUUGAUCUUAUUCCGCCGGACGGGGAGGAGGUUGCCUCUCCUGAGGUGGCUAUUGAAGCGAUCCAACCGCCAAAGGGGGAGGAGGGUGCAUCUCCUAAUGUGGUUAUGAUCAAAUCGCCGAUGGGGGAGGAGGGUGCCUCUCUUAAGGCUGAUCAGAAGGUUGCCAAUUGGUCUGUCGAAAUACUAGCCCAUAUCAUAACGGAAUUGAAGCGCUCUCAGCACGGGGAUGACCUGGCUGGUCAGCUGCUUCCGCUUGCUGAGCAGUUGCAACAUGGUACGCUCAAUAAACGUGCAGGCGUGGCGCGUCUGUGCGAGGUCGCGUUUCAAAAGCGGGAUGGGUGUCUUGAGGCCUCAUAUGUCUUGCAGUGCGUUUUGAGAAGGAUUCAGUCCGACUGCCUGAAUGCGGCGGUGGCGUUCUUGGACGAUGCCAAAGCGUUGGACACCGUGUCAUGCGACACAAUUAUACGAGCCGCAGCUGCACAUGGAGCCCCACCAGAGCUUCAGCGUUAUUUGCGUGCGUUAUACACCUCUUCAAUGUUGCUGCUUGGCAAUGAAGUUUUGGAAUGUCGCAGAGGUGUGGGGCAAAGGGAUCCUCUGUCUCCUCUCUUUUUCAUCAUGAUUAUGGAUGAGGAGGUUGCUGCUACCCUGCCAAAUCGGGGGGUGCGGCUGUGUGGCGAUGAGAUUGGUGCUUUGGCAUACGCGGAUGACCUUGUGUUGUUCGUUCCUUCCCAAGAGGCGUUGUCUGUGAAGCUGGUGGCUUUGCAGCAGUCACUUUCGGCGGCAGGUAUGUCGUUGAACGCCUCGAAGUGUCGGGCCAUUAAGGUCCGAAAGCUCGGCAAACAGAAGUGCGUUGUCCUGGUGCCCCAAGCUUAUCCCCUGCAGGGGGUGAGUGGAAAGGCUGAAGAGCGGAAUGGCGCACCAGGUUUGCAAGAACGCCUGGGAGGACAGCUUGCAUCCGAAGAGGUCGGACUAUCCAGCGAACAGCGUCCGCAAUUGUCUCAAUCGACGCGACUGGUUUCGCUUAGUGUACAAGGUACACAGCCCACUGUAUCCAAUACAGUUUUGGCCCCUGAAAAUGAUGGAUUUGCCGCCGUCAGUAAUGACAUACACGCAGCUGUAGACACUACAGCAUGUGGAUGGUUGAAAAGAGAUCCUCAAGAUCCGGGUGCUUGCCUCGCAUCUACCGUAUUACCCAUUGAUAUGACGUAUCCCACGCGUGUUAUUAGCACGCGGGACGAGGGACCCAGUCCCCGUCAGGACAGUAGUAGCUUAUCUGCAAAACUGACUGCCGCCGAGGCCGCUCUGACUCGAGCUGGUAUGUUGGUAACCAUCAAGAAAUCAAUGUCGAUGACGAUUCUGGCUAAUCGAAAGGUGGGUAACACUGCCUUGGCACCAACUGUAUACCGUCUAGAGGAGGAGUCUUUACCGUUGGUGGAAGUGGAUACGGUUGUCCAGUACCUCGGUCUGGACCGGAUCACACGGGCGCCGUUGAAGCCAAGUCAGCGAAUGGAGAUCCUUUUGAGGGAACGGUUCGCCAAGUUGCUUGGUUCACCGCAUGCUACUGUUAAAGUGGUGGCAAUGCAGCGGGGCCACGCGCGCAUACUCCAUGCGGUUAACCAGCCCGUCAGAGUAGGUGGAAUUGUGGUGUGCACAAAGGAGGAGGCCGCAGCGGCUUGGAGAGCAUUGUGGUUGUCGAGUUCAGACGGGAGGGAUUUGGCUACUGAACCUAUGGGCGUGGAGUCCACCCCAUGGGUAUCCCAUCCUGCUAAGAUAUUCUCUCGAUUGUACAUCCGUUCCAUCCAUUUGCGUGCAGUGUGUUUGUUCACCAAUGUCAGGAGUGGCCGGGGAGCCCGCUUGAUUGACGUUAAUUGUUCGGGGCGUGUGGGGAGCCCGAGUUUAUAA